Daucus carota subsp. sativus is the source of this 2045-nucleotide messenger RNA. RefSeq lists its product as uncharacterized. The record is from RefSeq and is a predicted model, not a curated record. The transcript has a single exon. The coding region runs from base 52 to 1596 and encodes 514 amino acids. Gene Ontology annotation, molecular function: 2-(3-amino-3-carboxypropyl)histidine synthase activity. Gene Ontology annotation, biological process: protein histidyl modification to diphthamide. NCBI's taxonomy places the organism in Eukaryota, Viridiplantae, Streptophyta, Magnoliopsida, Apiales, Apiaceae.
ACUUAUUGUGAUUGAAUUUCAGUAUUCUCCUCAGAGCGCUAGUAGCCUGAAAUGGACACCUCUGAACCCACAGCCCUCGCCCUCACAAACCCUAACGCCGCCGCCGCCGCCGGAGAACCACCGCGAGUCCGGCAACAACCAAAACGCUUCAUAAAAAACCAAAUCCCCGACUCCAUCCUCAACAACGCAUCUCUCAACGCCGCAAUCUCCCUCCUCCCCUCAAACUACUCCUUCGAGAUCCACAAAUCAGUCUGGCGCGUCGCCUCCACGAACGCCAAGCGCGUCGCGCUCCAGUUCCCCGAAGGCCUGCUCAUGUACUCUCUCGUCAUCUCCGACAUCCUCACCGCCUUCGCCGACGUCGAGCGCGUCUUCAUCCUCGGUGACGUCACUUACGGCGCGUGUUGCGUUGAUGAUCUCGCCGCCGCGGCGUUAGGCGCCGAUUUGUUGAUUCAUUACGGACAUAGCUGCUUGGUUCCGGUGGAUAAUACGGUAAUUCCGUGUCUCUAUGUUUUUGUUGAUAUUAAAAUUGAUGUUAGUAAGUUGAUUAGUACGAUACAGUUGAAUUUGGCUGACAAGAUAAGUGAUGUUCGUAAUGGAUCAAGUGACGAAGUAAGUGAUAUUCGUGUUAAUUCGGGUGAGAAAGCAAGUGAUAUCGGUGUUAAUUUGGAUGCUAAAGUAAGUGAUAUUGGUGAUGAUUUGGGUGACAAAGUAAGUGAUAUUCGUGUUAAUAAGAUUGUGUUAGCCGGUACGAUCCAGUUUGGGACGGCUAUACGUGUGGCUAAACCGGAAUUGGAGAAGUUAGGGUUUAGGGUUUUGGUUCCGCAGUCGAAGCCGUUAUCGGCUGGGGAGGUUUUGGGGUGUACUGCUCCGACGAUUGUGGGGAAGGAGGUGGGUGAGGUUGGGGAAAAUGUGCUUGUUUUUGUUGCGGAUGGGAGGUUUCACUUGGAAGCGUUUAUGAUAGCAAAUCCGGGGGUUAAGGCGUUUAGGUAUGAUCCGUAUAUGGGAAAAUUGUUUUUGGAGGAGUAUGAUCAUGAGGGGAUGAAGGAAUGUAGGCGGAAUGCGAUAUUGAAGGCUAGGGAGGCGAAGAAUUGGGGGAUUGUGUUGGGGACUUUGGGGAGGCAGGGGAAUCCGAGGAUUUUGGACCGGUUGGAGAAGAAGAUGAAGGAGAAGGAUUUAGAUUGGACCGUCGUGUUGAUGUCGGAGUUGUCUCCAGCUAGGAUUGCAUUGUUUGGGGAUUCUGUUGAUGCGUGGAUUCAAAUUGCCUGUCCAAGGCUGUCAAUAGAUUGGGGUGAUGCAUUUGUAAAGCCACUUUUGAAUCCUUUUGAGGCUGAAAUUGCGCUUGGGGAUUUACCUGGCUGGUGGGAAAAGAGUGGCAUGAACUCAGAUUGUAACACGGGUGUCGGCUGUGAGAAGAAUGAAUCCUGCUGUCGAGGUGAUUGUACAGGCAAAAAAGAGGAGGGCAAGACUGUUGCGGAUUAUCCAAUGGACUACUAUGCUCAGGAUGGUGGGGAGUGGAAUUCUUCCUACUCAAAGAAGCAAACACGUCCAUCACGCAGAAUCCUUGUAUCUGGCAAGGAAAAUGGUCAUAAUUUGUGAUAUGAGUAGCUUGCAAAUUAUUUUUGAACUCUACUAUUGUUUAGCAUCGGGUACCAACUGCUGUAAAGAAGAUAGAGCUUCAAGCUGUGCUUUCGAACUGAGGGUUGGAUGGAUCAAGCUAUUAGUCUUCUGUUAGAUGUCGAUGGUAAAAUCUUCAUGCCGAGGACUCGGAGCUUUAAAGUGGAACCUUGCAGUCUUUGUUAGUUUGUAAGGUCAUGAAUGUGCUCAGCGAAGCAACAGAUAUUUUAAAGCUUGUGGAAUCAGCUUUGCACUGCUUGAUCUACUUGCUGUAUAAUUCAAACAUUUGACAACAUUAAGUUAUCUUUUAAAAGGGUCCAUGGACUUAUUUUUCGACGAAAUGUCCUGGAUAUCACAAAUUGUAAAAGGAUAUGUUAUAUGAAGUUGGACUUCAAAUGUUAGAUAAAGUGACAUUAUGCUGUAUUGAUGUA